Messenger RNA from Rhodotorula graminis WP1, 2366 nucleotides. RefSeq lists its product as uncharacterized. Gene Ontology annotation, cellular component: Golgi stack. The record is from RefSeq and is a predicted model, not a curated record. Gene Ontology annotation, molecular function: ATP hydrolysis activity; ATP binding. The transcript has 9 exons. Lineage: Eukaryota; Fungi; Basidiomycota; Microbotryomycetes; Sporidiobolales; Sporidiobolaceae. The coding region runs from base 1 to 2103 and encodes 700 amino acids. Gene Ontology annotation, biological process: SNARE complex disassembly; Golgi to plasma membrane protein transport; intra-Golgi vesicle-mediated transport.
AUGUUCGACCCGGCCGUCCCGCGCGGCGCCAUCGGCGCAGCACGCCUCGUCCGCCAGUGGGUCGGCUUGAGCCAGAGCGGCGACGUCGUCGACGUCGAGCCCUUUGACCCAAACUCGCUCGGGUCCGACAUCUACCUCGCCUCGCUCGACCUCGAGAUCGGCUACUGGUUCGAGAAGAGCGCCCGCCCCGACACGCCCCCAUUCUCGGCCGACGAGCUCCAGUCCGUGUUCCGCAAGGCCUACGACGGCCUCAUCGUCACGGUCGGCCAGCCCCUCGUGUUCGACUUUCACGGCCAGAACCUGCGCGCGACGGUGCGCUCGAUCGCGAGCCUCGGCCUCGGGGCGGCCAAGAACGGCGGCGGCAGCAUGCGCAGCGGCAUCCUCACGAGUCAGACCGAGGUCAACUUUGUCAAGGACCCCGCGAGCGCCAUUAAGAUCAAGUCGAGCUCGAAGAAGGCGCCGCCCAACGCCAUCUUGGCGCCCAACUUCAAGUUCGAGGACAUGGGCAUCGGCGGCCUCGACACCGAGUUCAGCGCCAUCUUCCGCCGCGCGUUCGCGAGCCGCAUCUUCCCGCCUGGCCUCGUCGAGAAGCUCGGGAUCCAGCACGUCAAGGGUAUCCUCCUGUACGGUCCGCCGGGCACGGGCAAGACGCUCAUGGCGCGCCAGAUCGGCAAGAUGCUCAACGCGCGCGAGCCCAAGGUCGUCAACGGCCCCGAGAUCCUCAACAAGUUUGUCGGCCAGAGCGAGGAGAACAUCCGCAAGCUGUUUGGCGACGCCGAGAAGGAGUACAAGGAGAAGGGCGACGAGUCGGGCCUGCACAUCAUCAUCUUUGACGAAUUGGACGCCAUCUGCAAGCAGCGCGGCUCGACCAACAACGGCACCGGCGUCGGCGACUCGGUCGUCAACCAGCUCCUGUCCAAGAUGGACGGCGUCGACCAGCUCAACAACAUCCUCCUCAUCGGCAUGACGAACCGGCUCGACAUGAUCGACGAGGCGCUCCUUCGCCCCGGUCGCCUCGAGGUGCACAUCGAGAUCUCGCUCCCGGACGAGCACGGCCGCGUCCAGAUCCUCACGAUCCACACGUCCAAGAUGCGCCAGAACGGCGUCAUGGGCCCCGACGUCGACGUGGCCGAGCUCGCGAGCCUCACCAAGAACUUUAGCGGCGCCGAGCUCGGCGGCCUCGUCAAGAGCGCCACGUCGUUCGCCUUCAACCGCCACGUCAAGGUCGGCACGCUCGCGGCCCUGAGCGACGACAUUGACCAGAUGCAGGUCGUGCGCGAGGACUUCUUGCACGCGCUCGACGAGGUGCAGCCCGCGUUCGGCGUCAACGAGGAGGAGCUCGCGGCCGUCGUCCAGAACGGCAUCGUCCGCUUCGACCACCACAUCGAGGACAUCCUCCGCGACGGCCACCUGUUUGUCGACCAAGUGCGCACCUCUGCGCGCACGCCCCUCGUCUCUGUCCUCCUGCACGGUCCGCCGGGCAGCGGCAAGACGGCGCUCGCGGCCACCAUGGCGCUCGCGAGCGACUUUCCGUUCAUCAAGCUCGUCAGCGCCGAGAACAUGGUCGGCUUCAGCGAGCAGCAGAAGGUGCAGCACCUGUACAAGGUCUUCAGCGACUCGUACAAGAGCCCGUUGAGCGUCGUCGUCGUCGACGGCAUCGAGCGCAUCCUCGACUGGGUCCCGAUCGGCCCGCGGUUCUCGAACGCCGUCCUCCAGGCGCUGCUCGUUCUCCUCAACAAGCGCCCGCCCAAGGACCGCCGCCUCUUGAUCCUCGCGACGACGUCGAACCGCGCCAUGCUCACCGAGAUGGACGCCAUGGACGCCUUUGCGACGACCGUCUCGGUGCCCGCCCUCACGUCGCUGUCGCAAAUCUCUGCCGUCCUCGACUCGGUCGGGCUCUUCCCCGCGUCGUCGGCGCAGAGUGGCGGCGAGAAGGACCGCGUCAUGCGCGCACUCGAGCAGGCCGGCAUCGAGCAGGCGGCGCGCGACGGCAGGUGGGCCGUCGGCGUCAAGCGGCUCCUCGGCGUGUGCGAGAUGUGCAGGCAGGACGGCGACCGCGCCGGCGACAAGCUCGUCGCCGAGCUCGUUGGCCUCAUGCUCUGAGUCGAGCCGAGCGACGAGCGGGCGGCGGCGGCGAGAUGUGCAGGCAGGACGGCGACCGCGCCGGCGACAAGCUCGUCGCCGAGCUCGUUGGCCUCAUGCUCUGAGUCGAGCCGAGCGACGAGCGGGCGGCGGCGGCGGCGGGCCGAGGCGAGGUUCGGCUCGAGGAGGAGGAGGAGGCUCGAGCGCGAGCGAGGGCGGACGAGACGGACUUUGUAACUGCUCGAGGCGGCCCUCGUGUGUAACUAGACCGAGAUCUCUAUGUU